Molecule: messenger RNA, 2544 nt
Organism: Anoplopoma fimbria (sablefish)
Lineage: Eukaryota; Metazoa; Chordata; Actinopteri; Perciformes; Anoplopomatidae
Gene: pip4p2
Product: phosphatidylinositol-4,5-bisphosphate 4-phosphatase 2
Exons: 7
Coding region: 462-1235 (257 amino acids)
Biological process (GO): phosphatidylinositol dephosphorylation
Cellular component (GO): plasma membrane; lysosomal membrane; phagocytic vesicle membrane
Molecular function (GO): phosphatidylinositol-4,5-bisphosphate 4-phosphatase activity
Source: RefSeq, a predicted model, not a curated record
GGAAGAACUGAGCACUCUGAAUACAAUGGAAUUCAUUUUGAGUCAUUUAUUUGCUGCACCACUGAUUCUUAAAUUGGAACUUAGUGUCAUUAUUUUUUCUGUAUUAUAAUUUCAUCAUCAUUAGGGGCCUCUCUGGGCCCCCCUCCAUCAUGGGCCCCUAGAAUCCGUCUCCUUUACCCCCCCUUUUCGGCGCCCCUGGUUGUCAGGCUCCACACUUACAUUUACAUUCCUUGACAUAAUCUUUGCACUAAAUUCCAUCACAGCCCCUUUAUAUGUGCGCUAUUUAGCUCAAAGUACUGCACCCAUGCCUCCGGUGGUGUCAGAGAGGGGCGGGGAGCAGGGAUCACCGCGGAGCUCCUCCUCCCUCCUCCAGGCUGCCGUCACCGGGGCUGCUGGACCGGAGUGUCGGUGCAGCCAGGAGACUCCCAGCCCGACAAGUCUCACGGUCCACGGUCGACGACAUGGCCUCCGACGGCAUGGACGAGCGAUCUCCGCUGCUGUCCGGUCCCAACUCGGAGAACGAGACCCCCACUGCUCCUCCGUACCUGCAGGAUUCAAGUCCCCGAGCCGAACUACCUCCUCCCUACACAGCCAUCGCAAGCCCCGACGCCGGCGGUGUGCCUGUCAUCAACUGCCGCGUAUGUCAGUCGCUCAUAAACCUGGAUGGAAAGCUGCAUCAGCACGUGGUCAAGUGCACAGUCUGCAAUGAAGCUACACCCAUCAAGAACCCUCCAACAGGGAAGAAAUAUGUGAGGUGUCCCUGUAACUGCCUGCUCAUCUGUAAAGACACGUCCAGGAGGAUAGGAUGUCCUCGACCAAACUGCAGACGGAUAAUCAACCUGAGCCCAGUGAUGGUUAUCCCAGAGGAGCAGCCCGCCCAGCCGGCACUUCCCAUCCAACCUGAGGGGAUGAGGGUGGUCUGCGGUCACUGUGGCAACACCUUUCUUUGGAUGGAGCUUCGGUUUAACACGCUAGCCAAGUGUCCCCACUGCAAAAAAAUAUCCUCUGUUGGCAGUGCGCUCCCUAGGAGGCGCUGUUGUGCUUAUAUAACUAUAGGAAUGAUCUGCAUUUUCAUUGGAGUGGGUUUAACGGUUGGGACUCGGGCUUUUGCCAAUCGUUACAACGCCACCUACGUGUCCUGGGCGUUGGCCUACCUGCUGGGUCUCAUCUGUCUGAUACGAGCCUGCUACUGGGGUGCUAUCAAAGUCAGCUACCCGGAGAACAGCUUCGCCUAGAGCAGAUUUGGCAUGGCUGGAAGAACAAACCACACUUUUUUUUUUUUUUUUCCUCCAUCCAGAUUUCAAACUGGUCAUGUUCAGCAGAGGGGAAUGCCUGCAGAGCGUCUGGACGGGAGUGUGUUGAAGAUGUGUAUGUUGGAGAUGUAUCUUGAGUGUUGUUGGUUGUGUCUGGAAUGUUUUAGAGAGUUUAGACUCGCUGAAGAAACCUAAUGUAUGAAAAUCAGUCCACCUACUAGUCCACAAGGACUCAAAUCCUGCCCAGGUUUUGCCCAAAUCCUCCAAAAUACAGAAUCAACUUAAAAAAAUGUGAUUUUCCUUGAAGGAUGACAACAUUUUGAAUAAUAAUAAUAAUAAUAAUAAAAAAAAGAGCUAGCAAACUGGUUGGAUUUGGUCUUUCUGGACCUUUUUUGUUGUUUUUGUUAAGCACUUGAUUUAUUUUGUUACUGACCAGACCAAAAUGAGACAACCUCCUAAAAACAGUUUACCCAUUGCACUACGAUUAUAUGCAAUUGUAUGUGUUGUUUUGCUGCUAGAUAAACUCCAGCUACAGAAAGCUGCAUACCCAUACUGUAUCGUAACCAUUUACCUUGUGUGUGUACACUGACAUAGUAUUGCAAUAUGAUUUUAACUCUCUAAAUGAUCAAUUUUUAAAAGAAAUCCUUAAAUACCCAUUUGUGCCAACUUUGCUGCCCAGUAUUAGUCAAGAAGAGCAAAAGAUCAACAGGAGCUUCUUUUUUUUAUAUCAAAGUGUUAAUUUUUGGUGCCAUGCAGCUUUUAACUCAGUACAGCAAUAACUCUUUUAUUUGAGUUAUUUUGAACCGUACUUCCCUGUGUUUGUUUUUCACUACGCUUCCGUUGCCUUUUCAAUGUUGGAAAAUGACCCCAGAACAUGGUGACUCAUGUUUGCAUGUUAAAUUGUUUAUACUCUGUCACUGAGGUGGUGUUUUUGUCAGUUUUCAGAGAGGUAACUGAAGCUUAUGAUGCUCUUGUCUUUGCUCCUUCUGCCUGUGAGUUAGAAUGUAAACCCUCCUCUUCCUUCCUCUGCUUAUAGUCACUGCUCUCUGACCUCCGGUGAACUCUGUGCUAGCUAGCAUCGCUAUAGGCUAACUCAGCUUCCUGUCUCUUCACUUUGACCAGUGGGCACAGCUCAAACUUCUAACCUUGUUUUGAAUGUGAUGAUGAUGAUGAUGAUGAUGAAGCAGAACAUAAUGUUAAAAACAAACUCUUUGUAUAUAGUUCAAAUUCAGUACUUGGAAACCUGUAGUGAGAGGUGAAAGCAGAAGAUGGCUCGUGGGUCUUUUUAAAA